AAAAAAAGAAUAACGCUUCCUCUUUCCAUCUCUAUCAUCUCGCCCUCUGUCGAUCGCCAUCUCUAAUCGUGGUAUGCGAUAACAUAGCGCCUGGCUCUUCACUGAACAAGGAUUCCUCCAAAUUCCACCGCCACAUUAGGUCUUCAUACUUUCAUUGCCCCUAGAACCAGAGUUUUCAUCGAAGCGCUCUCGCUAUCUCUAUUGUGUUUGUAUGCAAUCUGAAGCGAAGUUUCCUGAUUCUAAAUGCUGACACAUCAAACAGGAAGGGGAAAGAAAGAAUGAGGGAACAUAAAUGUAUCGGAGAAGGCGGAGCUUAGGACACAUGGGGGAGAAGAGUAUUAAUCAUAAGAUGAAUUACAAGAAGCUUACAAAUCCCCUUAUUCAUGGUGGAAAGAGAGGAGCUCUGUGUACACUGAGAUGUGCAGCUGGUGAAGGUGAAGGAAGUGUUUCGGUCAACUUCGUGAGAAGCAAAAAGGAGGAAGGGCUAAAGGAGGUUUCUAUUGCAAACGGGCAACAAAUUGGGCCAAUCAAACAUACAAUGGGCCAAUGGCUAUUUCCGUGCGAUGGCCCAGGCCGAGGCGGUACCCUGCUCUGUUUUUUCUUUUAGCUUUUGUUUGGCAUGAGUACUAGCCUAAAGAUAAUACUUAAUAAUAACAUACUUAACAACCAUGUAAUUAUGUAAACGAAGUACUCGUAUUGUCAUUUGAGAUACUCUUCGCUGCGUUACCCGCGUGUGGUUAGCGUGAAACGAGGAGAAAUAUCUCGGACAAAGCCUAGAUACGUAGUGAAACUAGGGUUUUCAGGCAAGCAGACAGGGGCGAAUGGUAGACGGGGUAAGAGCGUCAACGUUGUGGGUUAGAGUGGUAGAGGUGGUCGUGUAUCGGGGGUUUUAGAUGUUUUGGGAAGGUACUGGGGUUUUUACUUUCUAGAUGUGAUUGGGUAGGGAUAACGGAUAGAUUUCACAAGAUUGGUUUUUAAUUGAAUUUAAU
Molecule: messenger RNA, 989 nt
Organism: Cuscuta epithymum
Lineage: Eukaryota; Viridiplantae; Streptophyta; Magnoliopsida; Solanales; Convolvulaceae
Source: the annotation of a GenBank genome assembly